Messenger RNA from Medicago truncatula (barrel medic), 1828 nucleotides. RefSeq lists its product as uncharacterized. The transcript has 2 exons. Lineage: Eukaryota; Viridiplantae; Streptophyta; Magnoliopsida; Fabales; Fabaceae. The record is from RefSeq and is a predicted model, not a curated record. The coding region runs from base 330 to 1409 and encodes 359 amino acids.
ACUCCAAUGAGAUACCAAUCUUACUUUGUGAGCUUGUGUCAGCUGGAAGUGCCAAUUGAAUCCGAUGCUUUCCCCAUUUCUUUAAUUUUAUACGGGUCAUGUCUCGAAUUCAUGGUCUAUUAUAUUAUAUUCACUUUUUUUCUUUUCCUACCUGCGACAACUUGUGUUUUAAACUCAUCAUUGUUCUUCUGUCCUAUGAGGUGAAAACUGUUCUAUAAAUAAAACACAGCCUCUUCCAUAUUUUUGUGUGCUCAUUUUUUGUCUCCUCCAUAUUUCAGUUUACAACUUCUCUUCACAAACUUUUAACAUUUCCCCAACAAAGAAACGCCAUGGCUAACCCACCCCCGGUUCGUCCAUGGUUCCGCUUAACCUCCAUUCGCCCCGCACCUGCACCCACACCCACACCUGCACCUGCACCUGAACCACGCCCUACUAUGUCUCUACCCACAUUUAGGACUGCUUCAGCACCCCCAUCACCUCAUAAUCAAACUCAACCUCAAGAAAAGAAAACAGAACAAACACUUUCAUCUCCACCUCAUAGGGGCUUGUUUCCCAAUUCUUCUUCAUCUUCUUCGAUGCCAUCUUCUCCUAUUCAAAAGACAACACAAUAUUCAAGUAGUUCUUCCCCAGAGAAAACUACAGCCAACACUUCUCGUGUUCCAAUUCCCACUCAAUCUCCAAAAACUAUUAAACAAAACGUUCGUAGCCCAAUGCAUUCGCCAAAUGCCAGAUCCACUAAUUCACCACCAUCUCCUUUGACACUCCCACCUUCGCAAUUCAAAACUCGUGAAGAACAUUCUAAUAAGAUACCAGUGGAGGCAGAGCCAAAAGCAGUGCUAGUUCAGAAAACUGUUGACGUGCCUAAGCCGUGGCACAAUGAUAAAGGUGAAUUGCAUAGGGAGAAUCAAAAUCACAGCAAUGGUGAAUUCCAUAGGCAGACUCAAAAUCACAGCAAUUCUUCCCAUCAUGGAAAACACAUUACUGUGAAAGGAAGAGAAUCCAGCAAGGAGAAAAAGUUUUCAGAUUCUGAGGACUCUGGCAUGAGAGUGAUAACAAUUGCAGGGGAAAACAGAGGAGCCUAUAUGGAACUAGUUCAAUCCCAAAAGAAACACCAACCCAAUUAUCUUCACAAGAAGGGGAACACAAUCAAAGUUGACGGUGGUGAAUCUGAGAGUUCAAGUGCUGAUGAAGGAAAAAUAAACAAGAAAGAUAAGAAUAACAAAGGAAGAACAAAAUCUUCAAUUCCAAUGGCUGCAUACAUGAACAGCAAUGUACAGUGUGUCAAUAACUCUCUACUGUAUCAUGCUUCUUGCUCCCAUCAUGAUCCAGGAGUGCGUCUUUCUCUCUCAAAGAAGCCAUUUGGUGAAGGCUACCAUGUGAAGGAAAAUGUUGAUGGUUGCAAUAUUUGAUUCGAAGAUAGUGUUUGAAUUGAUUGUAGUUGGUUCUUUCUGUUUGUUUCUGGCUUAUAAAGGUAUAUGGGGAAUAAAGGUUGAAGAUUCUCUCCACUUCAUUAGUGGAAAAUAAAUGUAUGGACGCAUGCAUGCAUGCAUGCAUGCAUAUGGAUGCAUGACUUUAACUCCAACCAGGUGCUACCUUAGUGUUUUCUAUGAAAGAUAGAUAGAGAUCAUGAAUCUUGUGUCUAUUAAGAAUGGGAUGAUGGUUUGUGAUAUAUGGUUCAUACUCCUUAUUUGUUUAUUGAAAUAGCGAUGUUUUGAAAUAAAUUUGUAACUCCGAUAAUGUUGUUUAUGUUUGUUCUGAUUGAAAAUUGUGUUUUGUUCAAGUUGAUGUAAUUAUUCAAAUACUAUGAGACUAAAGCCUUUAUUCCUUA